This is a messenger RNA of Lactuca saligna, 450 nucleotides long. Lineage: Eukaryota; Viridiplantae; Streptophyta; Magnoliopsida; Asterales; Asteraceae. The record is from the annotation of a GenBank genome assembly.
AUGAUUUCAUCAUCGACGACUUCUUGUUUUGGAAUCGUUUCUAAUUCCUCACCAAUGACUUUAAUUCCAAAAUCUGGUGAAUUGUGUUUUACUGAUUUCAUCAUUAGCAAUUUUGGAAUCUUGUUUUACAAAUUUCAUCAUCAGAUAUUUGGAAUUGUGUUUUACUCUUUUACUGGGAGUUGUUGUGAAGCCAAUGGAGAAUCCAAGGUUAGUUUGAAGUUUAUACGGAUGGAGAAAAACAUCGGCCUUACACUAGACGAAGUGAUUCUAGGAUACGAGAGUAUUCAAUUAAGUCCUUACUAUUUUUGGCCAAAGAAAGAUGCUUGGGAAGAGCUUAAACUGAUGAUUGAGAAGAAUCCAUGGAUUUCUCAAAAGCAAGUGAUUAUUAUUCUUGCUCAAGCUACUAAUAUCAUUAACUUGUGGAAACAGAGUGGUCAUGAUAUACAGUAA